This is a messenger RNA of Salvia splendens (bonfire salvia), 1377 nucleotides long. RefSeq lists its product as uncharacterized. NCBI's taxonomy places the organism in Eukaryota, Viridiplantae, Streptophyta, Magnoliopsida, Lamiales, Lamiaceae. The record is from RefSeq and is a predicted model, not a curated record. The coding region runs from base 1 to 1377 and encodes 458 amino acids. The transcript has 2 exons.
AUGAAGUCAAGCAUUGGAGGGCAAUGCAGCACGCUGCUGAUUCUAUGCCUCGCUCUAUACCUAAUCACCAUUUCAUGCACAAACAAACGCCUCAUUUUCUCAGCCUCCGAUUUCUUCAACCCGCAGCUGAAAUCGGCCCAAGUUUCCGAACCGACUAAUCUGAGCCACGUGGUCUUCGGGAUACUAGGCUCGGAAAAGGCGUGGCGGCACCGCAACGCCUACAUAGGGUCGUGGUGGCGCCCGGGUGCCACCCGAGGCACCCUCUUCCUAGACAAACCCCCACCGGGAGAAUGGUCGGCGUCACUCCCGCCUUACAGAGUCUCGGACGACCUCAGCGGGCUACUGAACAAGUCCAAUAUCCGGCCACAGAGGAUGGUGCACGGGAUCAUGGAGGUGGUGAGGGAGAUGGGAGAUGAAGAGUUCAGGUGGUUGGUGAUGGGAGACGACGACUCGAUAUUUUACGUGGAUAAUAUCGUGGAGGUGGUGGCUAAGCACGAUCACACGAGAUAUAUGUACCUCGGGGGGCAGUCGGAGUUUAUAAUGUCGAGUUAUUGGUUCUCUUUCAACCAGGCGUUUGGUGGAGCUGGGAUCAUUUUGAGUUAUCCUCUCGCUAAAGCUUUGGCUGCGGAUAUUCACAGCUGUAUCAAGAGAUAUGCAUUCUUGAAUUCUGCUGAUAAUACUACUAAAAACUGUAUUGCUGAUAUCGGAGUCAAUCUCUCUCCCCAGAUGGGGAGUCACCAGAUUGAUCUUCGUGGCGAUAUAUCUGGUUUGUUGUCGUCUCACCCUCUCACCCCAUUACUCUCCCUCCACCACUUCGACGUCGUGGAUCCAAUAUUUCCGACCAGGGACCGUUUCGAGUCCACGCUCCACCUCAUGACGGCUGCCGCGGCCGACCAAUCCAGGAUGUUGCAGCAAACCAUAUGCCACCACAGGCUGACCAACUGGACCAUCUCGAUUGCUUGGGGUUAUUCAGCACAGAUAUAUGAAACAAUCUUCCCGCGCAGCUACCUGCAGAUGCCCCUCGAAACAUUCAAACCAUGGGUCAACCGUCCAGACAUAAAACCCCCUCUAUACAAGUUCAAUACGCGGCCCCCCUCGAGAGACCCUUGUGCAGCCCCCCACAGUUUCUUUCUUGAGGUGGUCGACAAAUCGGUUGAGCGCAGUGAAGUUAUCACCACAUAUGGUCGGGCGUGGCCUCGCCCUCUGCCACCGUGCUCCUCUCAUUCUGCAGAUGGUAUCAACAUGAUUCAAGUAUAUUCACCCGCCGCUAGGCGGAAUCACAUGGAUAGAUGUGAGUGUUGCGACAUCAUCGGAAUGGACAAUCUUAUGGCGGAAGUCAGACUCAGGGAGUGCAUCGUCGGUGAAAUAAUUGCUUAA